UGAAGAUCAAGGCUUCGAUUCAACUUCCCAAGGUGCCUCAGAAAAGCAAAAGAGUGCUGGCCAAAUUAUUGGCUUCCGACUCGAGCCAGCGAAUGAGUGAUCAGGACAUUCAACAUUGGAUAUCUACUUCGCGUUAUUCUGAAGAUGACUUCGAUGACUCAAAUGUUCUGGCAGCGCCAAGUAACAAACCAUGGGAAGGCUUCAUGGAGAUGGCUCUGGCCAAUUUGAUGUCGAGCAGUACCAAAAACCGCAUAUCGUUUCUGAAGCAGAGAAUUUCUGUGGUGUCCCAGCAACCUGGUAGGAGGGUUUCUGUUCGAAGCCAAAUUCUGAAUAAUUAGCUGUUAUAGAACUGGACAGUCAGCGUGCCUCAGACAUUUUCGAUCUCUUGAUAGUCACAUACCCACGUUAUAUUGAUGCAGCAUCUAGA
This is a messenger RNA of Cantharellus anzutake, 427 nucleotides long. RefSeq lists its product as uncharacterized. Bases 93 to 338 code for a protein of 81 amino acids. The record is from RefSeq and is a predicted model, not a curated record. Lineage: Eukaryota; Fungi; Basidiomycota; Agaricomycetes; Cantharellales; Hydnaceae. The transcript has a single exon.